Molecule: messenger RNA, 7583 nt
Organism: Motacilla alba alba
Lineage: Eukaryota; Metazoa; Chordata; Aves; Passeriformes; Motacillidae
Gene: CAMKK1
Product: calcium/calmodulin dependent protein kinase kinase 1
Exons: 17
Coding region: 980-2626 (548 amino acids)
Biological process (GO): CAMKK-AMPK signaling cascade; activation of protein kinase activity; protein phosphorylation
Molecular function (GO): ATP binding; protein kinase activity
Source: RefSeq, a predicted model, not a curated record
GUUGCUAGCCUCAAAGGCAAAAGAAUGGUACUAAUACAUUAUAAUAUUAUGAUAAUAAUAAUAGUAAUAUUAGUAAUAAUUAUGAUAGUAGUAAUAGUAAUAAUGUCAGUGUUUUGCUGUUGUUGCUGAACAAAAAGCCCUUCCAGAUGGGCACAGUUCAAAAGCUGCCUCCAAGGGAAUCACCUCUCCUCACUGACCACGCAGAGCUUUGUGUUGCAGUGUGCACUGGUGAAAGGAGGAAAGAUGGAUGGAGGUAAACCCCUCUUAAGAAGAUUAAUGCAAUGAGAGUUAUUUCUGAUAAUGCCUUGACAAGAGCCCUGCAGGCCUAAGAAAAUGGAAAUGUGGAAGAAAAUGUUGUUGGCCUCCUGUCCUCCUGGGGAAGGAGCCCUGGGAUGGCUCCCACAGUAACUGGGCAGCUCUCUUUCAGACACAUGUGAAACACAUUUACCCAGACAAUCCAAUGAGCACUUCCACAGCUUUUAGACUGAGAUUUUCUGUGUUGUUCACGCUUUGGCACAUGGAUGAUCAUCCCUCCUGAUGUCCUGAGAGCACAGUUAAAGUUCAAGAAUGUGUUUAAGUGUUUUGCUGGAGUGGAGCCAACAUCUCCAUCCCAGAGGUGAGCAGUGUGUUGGGAAACUCAGUGGCUGCAUACAGACUAAUUGUUCCAGGAUGCAACCUGGAAGGUGCUGAGCACCCUGGCUGGCAGCCAGCAAGGCUUUUAAACACAUGCUUUACUUAGUUUUUUUCACGUUGUUACCAGUCUUGUUCUUUGAUUUUCUUCCCAUAGCAACUGGAGAAGGAUAUCUGAGUAGCCAGAGCAGUGCAAUUCAUUUGCCAGCAACAUUCCAACCUGUACCACAGGGAUGUCUUCCAGGACAUGGGAUACAGCUGUUGGGAUCAGGUAUUUCAUGGAGCCUUUGAGCACUAACAUCACUGCUCUCUGUGUGACCAUUUGAGAGCAAACGAGCCGGACACAGCCAUGGGGGACUCUCCAGCAAAUGUCAUGGAUGGAGGCAUGGACACACAGACUGAACUGGUGGAGAGGGUGGCAGCCAUUGAUGUGUCUGUUGUCCCAGACAGAAGUGACCAAAAUGGUGAAGACAACCCUGAAGAAAAUGACACAGUCUUUUCUGAUAACAUAAAGGACAUCCAAAGAAAUGGAGUCAGCAGUGACAUGGGAAUCAAUGAACUUCUGCCUUCCCAGCAGUCAGAAGAUGCUCACUUGAGGCAUGCUCCCAAGAGACCUCUAACCAGACCUGGUCUAUCAAGUAGGAAGUUGUCCCUUCAGGAAAGAUCGUCAGGAGGUUAUUUGGCUUCUAGCAGCACUCCAGGUUGUGCUCCUUAUGCCACAGGGCCAUCCCCACGUAUAAUCAGGAGACCAACGAUAGAGUCCCAUCGGGUCUCCAUAUCAGACUCUGAGGACUGUGUGCAAUUAAACCAGUACAAGCUGCAGAGUGAAAUAGGCAAGGGCUCCUACGGCGUGGUGAAGCUGGCCUACAACGAGAACGAUGACAAGUAUUAUGCUAUGAAAGUCCUCUCCAAAAAGAAGCUCUUGAAGCAGUAUGGAUUUCCACGUCGGCCUCCUCCCAGAGGGUCAAAGGCAUCCUCUGGAGAGCAGCCCAAGCCCAUGGCACCCCUGGACAGAGUCUAUCAGGAAAUAGCCAUCCUAAAGAAGCUGGACCACAUCAAUAUUGUUAAGCUGAUAGAGGUCCUUGAUGAUCCUGCAGAGGACAACUUGUACAUGGUGUUUGACCUCAUGAGGAAAGGGCCUGUCAUGGAGGUGCCCAGUGAGCAGCCCUUCAGCGAGGAGCAGGCUCGGCUCUACUUCCGAGACAUCGUCCUGGGCAUCGAGUACUUGCACUACCAGAAGAUCAUCCACAGGGACAUCAAGCCUUCCAACUUGCUCUUAGGAGAUGAUGGCCACGUCAAAAUUGCUGAUUUUGGUGUCAGCAAUCAGUUUGAAGGGAAUGAUGCCCAGCUCUCCAGCACAGCAGGGACACCAGCCUUCAUGGCACCAGAGGCCAUCUCACAGACUGGCAAAAGUUUCAGUGGAAAGGCCCUGGAUGUGUGGGCCAUGGGAAUCACCCUGUACUGCUUUGUUUAUGGGAAGUGCCCUUUUAUAGAUGAAUAUAUUCUGGGUCUUCAUAAUAGGAUCAAGACCAAGCCUGUGGAGUUCCCAGAAGAAGCACAGAUAAGUGACGAGCUCAAGGAGCUGAUCCUGCGCAUGCUCGAUAAAAACCCAGAAACCAGGAUAACAGUCCCUGAAAUAAAGGUGCACCCCUGGCUGAGCCGGGGCGGCGCGGAGCCGCUGCCGCUGGAGGAGGAACACUGCUCCGUGGUGGAGGUCACCGAGGAGGAGGUCAAGAACUCUGUGAAGACCAUCCCCAGCCUGCCAGCUGUGAUCCUGGUGAAGGCCAUGCUGAGGAAGCGCUCCUUUGGGAACCCCUUUGAGGUGCAGACGAGGCGGGAGGAGAGAUCCAUGUCUGCUCCAGGGAACCUGCUGAUGGACAGAUUCCUCUUAAACACAUCUGUAUAUUUGCAUCCAUCUUUAAGAGCGCAGGGCAGCAGGGAGGCAGCCAGGGACCCCGAGCUGCCCGACGUGUGCGAGGACGAGGCCGCGGCCUGAGGGCGCGGCUGCCGGGGCUGGCCGCCCUCACCCCCUCAUCGCCCUCAUCGCCCAGCCCGGGGCCUGCGCGGCAAAGCAGCACCACAGCGAGCCCACCUGCACGGCAAACCAGGAGCACACCGAGCCCGGCAGCAGCGCGGCGAGCCGCAGAAGCCGGGCGGGAGGAUCCGAGCGGCAGCCUGAGCCCCGGGCCCGGUGCCCGCGGCUCCUCCGUGCGUGCCUUGUGCCUCACCCGAGGAACGGGGCUGUGCUCCUCUCAAGGGUCCUUUUCCCCACAGAGACUUCCUCCUUGUGUUGUUGCAUUCUCUACUUCAAGCAUCGGGGGAAAAAACGGUGUUAGAGACUGGUUUUGUAUGGGAGGGCAACUGUUUUAUUUAAUGCACUUGGGUACAUCAGGAGUGCUGCUCCUGCUGUGCAGAUGAAGGCAAAAUGUCUUUGGGUAUCAGUGAAAUGAGGAUGAGAUGCUGCUGUUGAAAUGAUCACCGUCCCUCCCUGUGUCUUUCUUUCUUCCCUUUUCCUGUGAUCCCUCGGUUCUGCACAGUGCCAGUCCUGCCCCCAGCCGUGGCUUUAGUCAGGCAGUGCUGUAAAGCAGAGGAGUCACAGGAGAUUCCCUGGAUGUGCAGAGAGCCCUGGGAUGGCACAGAACCCUGGAGCAUGGGGAUAUGCUGCCACACAGAACAGCUUAGUGCCCCAGGGACAUCUGCCAGGGCUGCCCUUCCCAAAGAGCUGGGAAUGCACCCAGUCCUGCACCCAUGGACCAUGGUCUCCAGCUGAAAAGAGUGGCAGGUUUGGGCUUUAUUUUAUUUCAUUUCCUUCUCUUCACUUAAUCUCUUGUGUACCUGAUGCUUUUAAACUUUAAUUUCAUGAAAAUGACCCAAACUGGGAGAGGUUCCUAGGAUAGAAGAUGUUGGUGGAGGGUUUUUAGAAAGAUACAGAGCACAAGUUCACAACUUGACCUUUUGAUUUUUUAAAAAAAAAGGCUUUAAUUUUUAAUUUUGUUUUAAGACUCCGAUUUUUAUGCAUGUGCUGAUGCUGCUAUUUUAUCCAUAGAUUGCUUCUAAACUUGGGGUUAGAAGCUUCAUCUCAAUAGUUUGACAACUGGUAAGAGAUUACACUUAAAAAGGUAAAUACAAAAAAGCAAAUACAGCCUUUCUUGUGGCUGUUGACUGUACAGACUGUGUGGAUAAUCAGGAAUUUCACUCUUCCAUUCAGAGAGUAAAAACCAGUGACAUCCAUCUGUCAAAAUAUAUGUCAUUAUUUUCCCUUGAGCCUUAUGGGGUCUGCACAUGGCCCUGGGAUGCCAGUGGGAUUGGAAUCUUCUUUUAUAGUACUUAAGAAAGGACAUGAUUAAAUUUGUUUCCUACAUAGUCAUCUUAGUGUCUGUUUUUAGGUUAAUCCUGAGAACUUGGGACUUUGUUCCCUCAUUUUUGGUGCAGGGGGAUACAGAGAGUUGUUGGUAGUGACUGGUGUAUCCUGGUGCUCCUGUUCUGUUUGCUGCAAUCUCAUUUGAUGGUUCCCAACAUUUUAUAGCUGGGCUUUGCUGCUGGUGCCUUCUGUCUGUCCCCAGCCUGUCACCUCCCCUCCCUCAUCCUCAGCCACCUCAGUGGGAUGCCCAGCACUCCCCAGCCUGGGCUCUUCCUUGCAUCUCACCUGUAAAUAUUGGCAAAAUGGGAAAGAACAUUGCAGCUUCUCUAUUGAAUGGAGACCUUCAGCACUGAAAGCUGCUGUUGGAUCCUGUCAAGGUUGCUGCUGUGGGGCUGAGCUCUGCACUGCUGCUUCCAGGUGCUAAAUCCUGCCUGGUUUUUGGUGUCUGCACCAGCUGUGAGCUCAGCAUCCUCUGAGGAGCCUGCUCCUGCACCAGGAGGAUGCCCUGAUCCUUCCUCCAGCCUGGGACAUGGGACUUUCUGCUUGUCAUGAAGAUUUAGGUACCCAGAGGUAGGGAGUAAAAAGUCUGAGAGCACAGGGGGUUCUGCAGAUGGAAAAGAUUGUCCUGGUGGAACUGCUGCCUGUGGAAGGGACAGUCUGUGGAUACAAACUGAUCUGUGCUGUGGUGCCACCAGCUCCUGCUGCAAGCCAGGGGCCAAGCUGGGAAAACUCUCCUCCAGUUUGAGGAAAAAACUUUCUCUUUUCUGUCCUGGUGUCCCCCAGGACAGGGCCAGGGAGUGACCUUGGAGCAAAGACUCAUCUCAGGAACGUGCCCUACCGCAAGCAGAAAAGGGAGUUCUAGUAAUCCUCAUCCCUGUGGGACUUGUGAAGUCUAAGCAAUACCUGGGCUGUGCUCAAAGAGCUCUAAGGAUGCAAACAUGGGGUUGGUUAUUGUAUUUUUAAUCUGUGGCAAGAAUAAUUUGCUAGCCCAGGCAGUUGGGGUUAUUUUAGUGAUGGCUAAGGGGUGGGAGCUGGUGGGGAAGGCUGUUGUCAGCCUCAAUUAAUGCAAGCAGACAAAUGAUGAGUUACAAAUGAGCUCCAUUAUCAUGUUCCUUUAGUGGUACCUAAAUCAGCACUUCAGUUUUGGAGAGGAAUGGAUGUUUUUUAUUAUUAUCUCAAAAUCUACUUUGAAAUACUUGCCCUUUCAGCUAAAAGAAAUCCUUCUGGAGCUGUUCCCACAGGUCCAAGAACCACCCCCUCAAGCUCUGAGCUCAUGUCACACCUUGUUUCUUCAGCAAAUCUGCCAACAGGCUUUCCUUUAUACCCCAGAAAUCACCCCUACGGUGUCACAAACAGCAGCCUGAAAACCUGCAUGAAAUGAGAUGGAAAAUGUGCCCUGCUAGCAGGAGAAACACUCAGAUAGGCAAAGCCAGGCUCUACGCACUCAGCUGCAAUGAAAUCCUUGCUUGUUUACGUGCAUGUUGGAGCAGCUCAGGACAACUGGUUCUGCUCUGAAGAAAGGAAGAGGCUGAAGAGAGGGGAUUUAUUUGAGAAUAAACAUCCCAGGCAAGGCAGCACUUUUAGCUCUUUGGUAAAAUCCUUCUCUUCAGCUGGAUGGGCCAAUAUUUGUCUGCUCCUCUCUGUGAUGGAGGGGAUGGGGUUCAGUGUGGCUGUGCAGAGCAGGGAGCAGAGCAGGUGUGGCACACUCGUGCCUUGGUGUGUGCUCUGUGUUUUUCCCCUCCAAAUCCUCCUCUCUGCUGUUCUGGGAGCACUGGGAUGCUCUGGCCUGGGUUAGCUGGGCUUGGAAUCACCAGGAGGGCUCCUCUUUCCCCCAUCACCAUUGCAUCUGGCCAAGUUCUCCAGACUCUUGCAGGUUGAGGAUGAUUUUCUUGAAAGAAAUUUCUCAUUUGGGAGAAUAGCACAUAUCUCUGAUCUCCAGGAGGUGGAUUUCUCUGUCUUGCUCAAUUAAUGGCUCUAGGCCUUUGGUUCUGGGGGGUAGUGCUAAGUAAAAAUCCUGGUCAAGUCCCUUCUGUCCUGCCCUGGGGAAUGCACAGUCCAUAUCUUUACCCCUUUGGGCAGGAAUGUGCUGCUGUCAGGGUCACUCUUGCAAGCAGAUGAGGUUUGCAGCAUCAGGGCUGCUGGUGGGAGAGCUGACUUUGUGUAGGGCUCCAACCAGAGGGAGCCUGACAGGGAACAGUGUGGCUGCUCCGUGCAAAACAAACAGUGGCUCCAUAAAACAGCUCCCAGGGGGCAGUUUCAUUCCUUAUUUAUUGCCAGACUUGCAAGGAGGAGCUGCUGGGAGAAACUUUUGUGUUCCUUCAGCACAACUCUGCCCCGAAGCCCUCAGCAGCGCUGCCAGGGGAGAGUUUCUCUAUUUGUGGUGUGUGGCUGCGAGCUUGUUUGCUCUCCCCAGCUCGGUGCUUUCCCUCCCUUCUUGCCCAAAACCCCAAGAGCUUUGUCCCACCAGUCCAGGGCUUUGUCCCAGCCCCUGAGAGGCCCAGGCUCCCCCAGGGACAGGGAUCUCAGUGAAUUUCCCAAGGCACAGGGCUGUGCUGGGGGAUGCCACUGAGAGCCCGAGUAUCUCUGGUGUGCAGCAGGGAGACUGGAGAGCAGAGUGGAGAGUUUGUGUGGAAAUGGAGCUUGGAUGAGGUGCCAAACCUCGCUGCUUUAGCAGGGCUUGUUUGUACUGGAGUUUGCUGAGCAGAGCAGUGCAAGGCAUUCCUUUCUGGCCCAGAUCCUUCUACACAAGUCCAUGCUCGGCUGGAGUCCCUCCCAGGCUGAAUUAACCUGCAUUUGCCAUGGCCCUGUUGCUGUGAAUGCAGCCUUCCAUGGGAUGAGGGAGGGACAGCAGCUCAUCAGUCCCUGCCCUGCUCCUUCCCUUCCUGGAGAAAAGCCAUGUACGCUCAGAGCUGCUGCUGGCAGAGCCCAGACCCUCCCUCAGUAUCCACAAGCCAUCAAAGUGCUCCCAAAAAAUGGUGUAAAUGCAAGAAAACAUGAAUGCAACCCUUGAGGGUACAAUGCAGAUCCUCUGUGCUGUAAUUUUCCUGCUCUUCCUGAUUUCUAGGCCUGUUCUGUUGGUAUUUCUGUCUCUUGUUGCACUUGAAGCUGAACCUCUGCCCCUGUAUGUGCCGUGCUAUGAUUCCAGCAUGAUGUAAAUGCACUCAGUACUGUGACAGCACGUGGCUGUUGCACUGUAAAUAUGUACCAUGAAGAGAGAGGCUAUUUUUUGCAUGCUUUUGUACUGUAGAACUGAUGAGAAAAUGACAAUAAAUUCCACAGAGAUGACCCUGGCUGUCAGUGCAGUUCCUAAGGCAGCUGCCAAGCGCAGCCCCAGUCGCAGUCCCCAGCCCGAGCCCGGCUCUAACCUCAAGCCCUGUUUAGCCCUAAGGCCAGGGCUGGCUCUAAGCCCGACCUAAGCCCCGAUCGCGGCCCAAAGCCCGGCCUGGCGCCGGCCCCGCCCCCCGCGCUGCGGGCCACGCCCACUGGCUCUCCGUCACAGCGCUCCGCCUCCCGACCAAUCAGAUCGCUCGGUCACGUCCGGGCCCUGCCCAUCAGAGAGCCCUCUGGCUUUCGACCAAUCAUAUCGCCCGGU